GCCAGUGCUAUUCUUACCAAUGGGGAAACUUACCCCUUAGUCUCAUCCUUCUCACCUUACCUGGCAUGGGGAGUACCAGAGCUUCCCUCAGAUGGCCUCCAGUGGGUGCACGGGCUGCUGCAGCGCUACUCUUAUUCUCUGAAAAAAAAAAAUCGACGUGCGAGCACCCAGAGAGAAGCCUUCCAGUAAUUCCUGAGCACCAAGCACCAAGAUGCCUGGCCACGUCAAGAAGAGCACGGGCCCGGAUCCAGACCCCACUGAAUUCCUGUUCAUCUCAGCCGAACAGAAAAUCAUAGACCAGAGCAAGCCUUACGAUCCGAAAAAAUCUUGUUGGGUUCCGAAUGAGAAGGAGGGCUUCGUCGAAGGUGAAAUUCAGAAUACGAAAGGUGAUUUGAUCACUGUUUAUGCUGGAGGUGAGACCAAAGACUGGAAGAAGGACCUCGUUGGUCAAGUCAACCCUCCCAAGUUCGAGAAAUGCGAGGACAUGUCCAACUUGACCUAUCUCAACGACCCCUCCGUCCUCUACAACUUGAAGGCUCGCUACGUCGCUAGGCUCAUCUACACCUACUCUGGUCUCUUCUGUAUCGCCAUCAACCCCUACAAGCGCUACCCCAUCUACACCAACCGUGUGGUCAAGAUCUACCAGGGCAAGAGGCGUAAUGAGGUGCCUCCCCAUCUCUUUGCCAUUGCUGACGGUGCUUACAUGAACAUGAUGCAACUUGGUGAGAACCAGUCCAUGCUCAUCACUGGUGAGUCUGGUGCUGGUAAGACUGAGAACACCAAGAAGGUACUCUCCUACUUCGCCAAUGUCGGCGCCACCACCAAGAAGAAGGGAGAAGCUGAGAAGCCUAACUUGGAGGACCAGAUUGUUCAGACCAACCCAGUGUUGGAGGCCUUCGGUAACGCCAAGACUGUUCGUAAUGACAACUCUUCUCGCUUUGGUAAGUUCAUCCGUAUCCACUUCCAACCCAACGGCAAGUUGGCCGGUGCUGACAUUGAGGUCUACCUGCUGGAGAAGGCCCGUGUUAUCUCCCAGCAGUCAUUGGAACGCUCAUACCACAUCUUCUACGAGAUGAUGUCCGACCAGAUCCCGAUGAUCAAACCCAUGUGUUUCCUUAGCGACGAUAUCUACGAUUAUCACUACGUGUCUCAGGGCAAGGUCACCGUCCCUUCUAUUGAUGACGGCGAGGACAUGCAGUUCUGUCAUGACGCCUUCGAUAUCUUGGGUUUCAGCGCCACAGAGGUUGAGAAUGUGUAUAAGGUGACAGCCACCGUUAUGCAUAUGGGCGAGAUGAAGUUCAAGCAGAGAGGUCGGGAGGAGCAGGCCGAAGCUGACGGUACUGAGGUUGGGAAAAAAGUUGCAGAGUUGCUUGGUGUUGAAGGCGAUGAUUUGUACAAGAAUAUUACCAAGCCCAAGAUCAAGGUCGGAGCUGAGUUCGUAGCCAAGGGCAUGAACGUAAACCAGUGCAACUACUCCGUCGGUGCCCUGGCCAAGGGUAUCUUCGACCGUGUCUUUAAGUACCUGGUGGCCAAGUGUAACCAGACUCUGGAGACUGGCCAGAAACGUGCAUCCUUUAUUGGUGUGCUCGACAUUGCUGGCUUCGAAAUCUUCGAUUACAACGGCUUCGAGCAGAUCUGCAUCAACUUCUGUAACGAGAAGUUACAGCAGUUCUUCAACCAUCACAUGUUUGUACUGGAGCAGGAAGAGUACAAGAAGGAAGGCAUCAACUGGGCUUUCGUGGACUUCGGUAUGGAUCUGGCGGCUUGCAUUGAACUCUUCGAGAAGAAAAUGGGUAUUUUAUCCAUCCUGGAAGAAGAGUCUAUGUUCCCCAAGGCUACUGACAAGUCCUUCCAGGAGAAGUUGAACGCUAAUCAUCUAGGCAAAUCCCCAGUGUUUAUCAAGCCCAAGCCACCCAAGCCUGGGCAGUGUGAAGGCCACUUCGCCAUCGUUCACUACGCUGGUACUGUCACUUACAACUUGUCUGGCUGGCUGGAGAAGAACAAGGAUCCCCUCAACGACACCGUCGUCGACCAGCUCAAGAAGUCAAACAACGAACUUGUCGUCACUAUCUUCCUUGACCAUCCCGGACAAUCUGGUGGUGGUGACGCUAAAGGUGGAGGUCGUGGAGCCAAGUCUGGUUCCUUCAAGACCGUCUCAUCUGGCUACAGGGACCAGCUCAACAACCUCAUGAAGACCCUCAACGCCACUCAUCCUCACUUCAUCCGUUGCAUCGUUCCCAACGAGACCAAGUCUCCUGGUGUGACUGACGCGGCCUUGAUCAUGCACCAGCUGACCUGUAACGGUGUACUUGAGGGCAUCAGGAUCUGUCGUAAAGGCUUCCCCAACAGGAUGUUGUACCCUGACUUCAAGCAACGCUACAAGAUCCUGGCCUCCCAGGAGAUGUCAGCCAUCCCCGAUGAUAAGAAGGCAGCCAAGGCUUGCUUCGACAAGGCUGGUCUGGACUCUGAACUCUACCGCCUCGGCAACACCAAGGUGUUCUUCCGUGCUGGCGUCCUGGGUACCUUGGAGGAGAUCCGUGAUGAACGCCUGAGCAAGAUGAUGUCCUGGCUACAGGCUUGGGUUCGAGGCUUCAUCAGCCGUAAAUCCUAUGUAAAACUUCAGGAGCAGCGCGUCUGUCUCGUUGUCGUUCAGCGCAACCUGAGGAAGUUCCUGAAGAUGCGCACCUGGGCCUGGUACUCCCUCUGGCAGAAGGUCAAGCCUCUGCUCAACGUCACUCGCAUUGAGGAUGAAAUCCACGCUCUGGAGGAGAAGGCUGCCAAGGCUCUAGAGGAUCUCGAACAGGAGAUCAAGCUGAGAAAGGAACUCGAGGCUUCUAAUCUUCAUCUCCUGGAAGAAAAGAAUAACCUGUUGCUUGCCCUGGAAUCCAGCAAAGGCAAUAUGAGCGAAUUCAUGGAUAAGCAAGCAAAACUACAGUCCCAGAAGAGAGAUCUUGAGGCUCAGCUUGAGGAGACGUGUGAGCGCCUGCAGAGGGAACAAGAUGAACGCGGCGCACUCCUCCAAAGCAAAAAGAAAGUGGAGCAGGACGUGGCACUUCUGAAGAAGGAAAUUGAGGAGCUGGAGCAAAACAUUCGUAAGGUGGAGCAGGAGAAGGCAGCCAAGGACCACCUCAUCACCAACUUCACCGAAGAAAUCUCCCACCAGGAAGAGCUCAUCAACAAAGUAAACAAGGAGAAGAAACACCUUCAGGAGAUCAAUCAGAAGUCGGCCGAAGACAACCAGAGCAUCGAAGACAAGUGCAAUCAUCUCAACACUGUUAAGGGCAAACUGGAACAGCAUCUGGAUGAACUCGAAGAUGCUCUGGAUCACGAGAAGAAACUGCGCGCUGACGUUGAGAAAGUCAAGAGGAAAGUUGAGAAUGACCUGAAGCUCACCCAGGAGGCUGUGGGUGACUUGGAGUGUAGCCGUAGAGAUCUCGAGCAAGCCCUUGAUAGGAAAGAUAAAGAAUUUGGUACUAUUGCCAAAAAGCUUUCUGAUGAACAACAACUUGUAGUCAAGCUCAACAAACAGAUUAAGGAACUGCAACUUCACGUAGAAGAGCUGGAGGCAGGUGUUGAGCACGAGCGCCAGGGCCGUACCAAAGCUGAGAAAGCUAAGACUAACCUCGCGCGUGAAUUGGGAGAGCUGAGUGAUCGCCUAGACGAGGCUGGAGGAGCCACCGCAGCUCAGAUCGAACUUAACAAGAAGCGAGAGGCCGAGCUGGCCAAGCUCCGCUGUGAGUACGAAGAGAACAACAUUCGACACUCUUCAUCCAUCAACCUUCUCCGCAAGAAACACACGGACACUGUAGCCGACUUGGCGGAGCAGAUCGAACACCUCACCAAGAUUAAAUCAAGGCUGGAGAAGGAGAAAGACUUGAUGAAGAGGGAUGCUGACGAGGCUAGAGCUGCUAUGGACAGACUUUCUCGUGAUAAGGCCGAAGUUGAAAAGAUUAACAAGCAACUGCAACAUCAGCUCCACGAAGUUCAAGCUAAAUGUGACGAUGGACUUCGCACUCUGAGUGACUACGACGCCACCAAGAAGAAGCUUUCUCUGGAGAACGCUGACCUCUUGCGGCAGCUGGAGGAAGCAGAGGCCCAAAUUGGUUCACUAAACAAGCUCAAGUUGUCUCUUUGUAACCAAGUGGAAGACAAUAAAAAGACUGCUAAUGAGGAAUGCAAGUUGCGCGCGACCCUGCUAGCCAAGUACCGCAACCUGGAGCACGAUGUUGAUGGUCUGCGCGAACAACUUGACGAAGAAAAUGAAAUCAAGGCUGAAUUACAGCGCUUGUUGUCAAAGGCCAGUGCCGAGGCCCUCAUGUGGCGCUCCAAGUAUGAGUCUGAAGGUGUUGCUAAAGCUGAAGAACUUGAAGCUGCUCGUACGAAGCUUGCCUGUCGUCUUGAAGAAGCCGAAGCACAAAUUGAGCAACUGAAUGUCAAAAAUUUGAAUUUGGAAAAGACCAAACAACGUGCUUUAGCAGAGUUUGAGGAGAUGCAAAUAGCAGUUGAGAAAGCGCAGACUUUAGCUGCUGCUGCGGAGAAGAAGCAAAGGACCUUUGAUAAAAUUAUCGGUGAAUGGAAAAUCAAGGUUGAUGACCUGGCUAUGGAGCUCGAUGUUUCCCAGAAGGAGUACCGUACUUUAUCCACCGAGAACUUCCGCCUCAACGCUGCUUACGAAGAGAAGGUGGAAAACGUUGAGGCAAUGCGACGCGAAAACAAAAGCCUCUCCGAUGAAAUUAAGAAUCUCUCCGAUCAGAUUUCCGAAGGCGCCAACACCCUCAACGAUUCCCAGAAAACUAUCAGACAGUUAGAGGCUGAGAAGGAGGAACUUCAAGCUGCUCUUGAAGAAGCAGAGUCGGCCCUCGAGCAGGAAGAAAACAAGGUCCUUCGUGGCCAGCUCGAGCUCGGACAAGUCAGGCAGGAGAUCGAUCGACGCAUUCAAGAAAAGGAGGAUGAAUUCGACAAUAUCCGUAAAAGCCACCAACGUGCUGUUGAAACACUGCAAGCUUCCCUCCAGACAGAAGCUAAGGCUAAAAGUGAAGCUCUUCAUUUUAAGAAAAAACUCGAGACUGACAUUAAUGAGCUCGAGAUUGCCUUAGAUCAUUCCAAUAAAGCCAACUCGGAGCUGCAAAAAUUCGUAAAGAAACUUCAGAGCGAAGUCAAGGAGCACCAGACCAGGUACGAGGAAGAGCACAAGAUGUUUGUCGAGUUACGGGAGCAGUUCAGUGGGUCAGAGCGUCGGCUGUUGACUCUUCAGGGUGAGCUGGAGGAGUCUCGCGCUCUUCUGGAGCAGUCUGACCGUGGCCGCCGGAACGCGGAGUCCGAGCUCUCUGAUGCCAACACAACGAUAACUAAACUCACAACUGACAAUGGAAUACUUACAGCCAGUAGGAGGAAACUCGAGAGUGAGACGCAAACACUUCACGCUGACCUGGAUGAAAUACUGAAAGAAUCCAGAAACUCAGAGGAUAAAGCAAAGAAAGCAAUGAUUGACGCUGCCCGCUUGGCUGACGAACUACGUAACGAACAAGACCAUGCUCAGACGGAAGAGAAGAUGCGCAAGGGACUGGAGAUUACGGUGAAGGAACUUCAGGUUCGACUGGAGGAGAGUGACAGCCUCCUGCAGAAAACGGGCAAGGCUGCCUACAUUAAGCUGGAAAACCGCGUUCGUGAACUGGAGGGCCUGCUGGACAAGGAGGUCAGCCUUCACUCCGAGGCUCAGAAGAACCUGAGGAAGAGUGAGAGACGCGUCAAGGAGAUCUCCUUCCAGUUUGACGAGGACGUAAAGAACCAAGAGAAGAUGCAAGACGCUCUUGACAAGCUGCAGCAGAAGGUCAAGUCCUAUAAGCACCAGAUCGAAGAGGCCGAAGAGAUCGCUGCUCUCAACUUGGCCAAGUAUCGCAAGGCCCAGCAGGAGCUGGAAGACUACGAGCAGAGAAAUCUUCUCACCUCAAAUCGUACCUUCACCCAGCACGUUGAAAGUUCUGUGACACAGGUCGUGCACUGAGAAGCCUCAAUCUUCAGUAUUUUCCCUCAUGUUUACAACACCUCAAGAGGUGCUUAACGAAUAAUGUAUCUUUGUAUGUUAUUAAAACAUACACAAGAAUAAUAAUAAUGAAGCUGUUAAUAAUA
Messenger RNA from Cherax quadricarinatus, 6129 nucleotides. Its product is annotated as myosin heavy chain, muscle. Gene Ontology annotation, molecular function: microfilament motor activity; ATP binding; actin filament binding. Gene Ontology annotation, cellular component: myosin II complex; cytoplasm; myosin filament. The record is from RefSeq and is a predicted model, not a curated record. Gene Ontology annotation, biological process: sarcomere organization; muscle contraction. NCBI's taxonomy places the organism in Eukaryota, Metazoa, Arthropoda, Malacostraca, Decapoda, Parastacidae.